This is a messenger RNA of Daktulosphaira vitifoliae (grape phylloxera), 1186 nucleotides long. RefSeq lists its product as uncharacterized. The transcript is spliced from 10 exons. The record is from RefSeq and is a predicted model, not a curated record. Lineage: Eukaryota; Metazoa; Arthropoda; Insecta; Hemiptera; Phylloxeridae. The coding region runs from base 63 to 1085 and encodes 340 amino acids.
AAGGCGAUUCAAAAUGACAACUUUUUCACAAAAAAUGAACUUUUUCAACUUGACUUUUGAAAAUGUUCCGGAAGAAUAAAUUCACAGCAUAUGCCAUCAUUAUAUGUAUAGCGUUUCAGUUAUUCAACUUGGAAUCAGUGGACGGCAAUAAAAAUGCCAAAAAUUGUCAAUGGUGUAAGAAACCUGCAAAAAUAUCUACACGUCCUUGUCGUCACAACUUAUGUGUUGAUUGUGCAGCAUUUAUUAACAAGGAUAGAAACAACAUGUGUCCAUUUUCUGGCUGUGAAAAAUAUACAAUUUUAUCUUAUGAAAGAUUUGACGAACAUGGUUUGUGUACAAAAUGUGAAAAAGAAGCAUCAUCAGUCACAAUAAUUCCAUGUUUUCAUAGAGUUGGAAAUUUGUGUUCCAACAAUCAUGAUUUGGGAGAACAAAAUAAACUAUGCAUAAUUUGUGAUACACCCUUUCGAAAGUAUUUAAAUAAAUAUGAAAUAGAAAAUAAAUGCAUUAACUGUCAAAAAGAAUAUCCAAUGAUAAUUAUGAGACCUUGCAAUCAUCGCAUUGGUCCAGAAUGCUAUAAGCAAUAUAUGAAGUCCGAAAAGUGUCCAAAAUGUAAUAUAGAAGUAAAAUUAAUUUCAUAUAAUGAAAAAGAGUGUUCUAUUUGUGGAGAAACAGAUAGAAAAUUCGUGACUUUAAUUCCUUGUUUACAUAAAAUUUGUAAUCUUUGCGCAAACAAUUUAAUGUUAAAUGAAAUUUUAUUUUGUCCAUUCUGCAAAUUUGAACUGCUUCAAUAUGUAUUACUUAUGGCUAACUUUAUAAAAAGAUGUAUAUGUAGAAAAGAGUUACAAGAAGUAACCGUGCACCCUUGUAAACAUAAAGUUGGAGUUAAUUGUGCUGAGAAAAGUUGGGAAAAAGCAUUUGUCGCACCCAAAUGCCCAGAAUGUGACGAAUACAUUAAAUAUUUUGAUAUAGAUGAUGAAAAUUUGAGAAAAAAGCUUAAUCCGGAGAGAUUUAAUCAUUUUAUGUCCCGUUUAAAAACAUACAUUCGUUUUUCUCAUUCAACAACAGGAAAUCUACCUGCACAAUAGUAUAUCUUUCAGAAUUUUAUUAAAAAAUUAAAAUAUAUAAUACUACAUGAUUAAUUUAAAGCAAAAAUUAAUAUUAUAAUUAAUUACAUUUAUUACUGUUA